AAGAGCCCAAACCCGUAAGGCGGUCUCCUCUUCCUUCAGCUAGGGCUCGAAUCGCGUUCGUUCCAUCCCUUCUUCUCUCGCUUUCAACGUCGGAAUCGCCGGCGCAACGCCGCACUCGGCGAUCCAGAUCGCCGGCGAUCGCCGGCAGACGAGCUAGUUUGGUUUUGCCCCGCGGGUCUUGCUUUGGAGACGGAGUUCGACAGGAGCCCGGCAGCAUGUCUGAAGAGAGAAGGGUCCACCCGGACUGCCGGAACGCGCCGAAUCCAUACCACGAAUGCAGCGAAUAUUGCUUCGGGAUCAUCGCCGAGGCCAAAGCUCGCGACAGGAGAGAUUCGGAAGCAUCAGAAGCUAGAGCGGAGGGCAGCCAUUCCAAGCUUCCUCAUCAUGAGGUUGUAGCUUCACGUGAUGAGACUGAUUAUGCUGAAGAGCCUGCCGACGAUGAUAACAAACUGCCGGUUGAGGAAAAUGUGGCCGAGGGGGACAUCACUAAACUUACAGGAAGGAAGAAGAAAUUGUUUGAGCUAAGGCUUAAGAUGAAUGAGGCGAGGAAGGCUAAUCAAACUGCAAUGGUGGCUGAAAAUAAAAAAAUGGAAGCGCCAACAGAGUCGAGGGGUAUCUCUAAGCAAAACUGGCUCGAGGAUAGGAAGAAAAAGAUUGGGAAACUUCUUGAUGCUAAUGGCCUUGAUAUGUCAAAGGCAUAUAUGUUAGAUACACAGGAGACAGCUGAGACUAAAUAUAAGAAAUGGGAAAAGGAUCCUGCUCCUUACGGUUGGGACGUUUUCAACCAGAAGACUCUGUAUGAUGCAUACAAGAAGCGCACAAAGAAUAUAAAUAUUGACUUAGACGAAUAUAACAAAAUGAAAGAAGCUGAUCCCGAGUUCUAUCGUGAAGCUUCAAGUCUUCAAUAUGGCAAGGCACCUAAGGUUUCAGAGGAUAAGAUCGACAAAAUGGUACAGGAACUCAAAGAUCGGGAUGAAAAGCGCAUGUCCUUUAGUAGGAGGAGGAGAUUCCGUGAUGAGAAAGACAUUGACUCUAUCAAUGACCGGAAUGAGCACUUCAACAAGAAGAUCGAACGUGCCUUUGGGAAAUACACCCUUGAGAUUAAAAACAACCUUGAGCGAGGAACUGCUUUGCCUGACUGAGAGUCAUAAAUUGUAGAAUUAUCUGGUGUAAGAGAUUCAUUUGUAGAUGACUUCGACUGCAGCUUGACAUGAAUGGCACUUAGGUUCUGUUCGUAUGAUACAAAAAAGUUGUUCGUGGGGGCCGAGAUCCAUUCUAGAAAUUUAUUUUCGCAGCAACUUGACUGGCAAGGUGAUUUUGCAUCUGAAUGGAACAAUCCCUUAUGUAGUGCGCCUGAUGUUGGAUUUUGAGUUAAGGCCCAUCUUUUGAAAUGUGAUAUUAGAGCAUAAGCAGAGUUAUUUGGAA
Eucalyptus grandis is the source of this 1425-nucleotide messenger RNA. Its product is annotated as pre-mRNA-splicing factor syf2. Bases 216 to 1142 code for a protein of 308 amino acids. Gene Ontology annotation, cellular component: catalytic step 2 spliceosome; post-mRNA release spliceosomal complex; Prp19 complex. The record is from RefSeq and is a predicted model, not a curated record. Lineage: Eukaryota; Viridiplantae; Streptophyta; Magnoliopsida; Myrtales; Myrtaceae. The transcript is spliced from 6 exons.